Messenger RNA from Mycena indigotica, 675 nucleotides. Its product is annotated as Peroxisome assembly protein PER8. Gene Ontology annotation, molecular function: zinc ion binding. Bases 1 to 675 code for a protein of 224 amino acids. Lineage: Eukaryota; Fungi; Basidiomycota; Agaricomycetes; Agaricales; Mycenaceae. The record is from RefSeq and is a predicted model, not a curated record. The transcript has 6 exons. Gene Ontology annotation, cellular component: peroxisomal membrane. Gene Ontology annotation, biological process: protein import into peroxisome matrix.
AUGGUGGUUGUUCAAAAAACGGGAAGACACCGUGAUCGCGAGCAAAUGUCUGUUCUUCCUUCCUUUCCACUCGCUCAACAAGCACAAAUCAUUCGCGCAAAUCAACGCGACUUGUACCAUGUUUCCUCACUGAAGGAUCAAUUUGAAGGCGUUUUGCGGGCAUGGCUUGGAACUCGAUGGCUCAGUCGUUGGGAGAAGGAGGUCAACUUGUUAGUGAAAUUGGUCUACUACGGCUUGACCACUGUCCGAGCCACCCAGACUCUUGGAGAGGAAUAUACAGACAUCUGGCAGUACUCCACUCUUCAUGGGACCUUUCCACCCCCACCCGUGCUUCGGGCUGCUUUAGUGCUGUUGCCGACAAUACCCGGUUACCUCUUGACCCGACUCGAUGAUUUCUUGCCUCAGAAUGCGAUCUCCCAGUCCUGGAGGAAGUGGCUCAAGAGACUUCCAAGCGUAUUAGAAAUCCUCACCGAGCUCAAUCUAGCCGCAUUCUAUAUCCAAGGUGUCUACUAUGAUCUUGUAAAACGAGCAUUGGGCAUUCGAAAGAUUUCAUCCACACCGCACAACCCUAACGUCCGGCCACCAUCUUAUUCACUUCUAGGCAUUCUACUGGGGAACCGGAAAGCUCGAAAGGAAAACAUCGCGCAACUCAUAUCGAAGACGAAGCUUUCCUAG